Molecule: messenger RNA, 2532 nt
Organism: Entamoeba dispar SAW760
Lineage: Eukaryota; Evosea; Mastigamoebida; Endamoebidae
Product: DNA double-strand break repair Rad50 ATPase, putative
Exons: 2
Coding region: 1-2532 (843 amino acids)
Source: RefSeq, a predicted model, not a curated record
AUGAUCAUUGACAUUGGAGGUGAAAAGACAAAAUUGGGGACUUAUGGGGAGGUAGUAAAUAGUUUUCGGGUUAUUGAAUCAAAACAAGGUAAACAAGAAAUCCCUUCUGUUAUUGCAUUAAAUGAUCAAGGAGACAUUCAAUUUGGUGAAAAUGGUGAAAGGGUUAUGGGAAAUAAAGGAUAUGUAUCAAUAAAAUACCCAAUGCUUAUUAAUUCUAUUACACAAAAAUUAAAUGAACAACAUAAAUCAAAGAGGUUUGAAUGGAUAUUUAGAGAUGGAGAUGGAAUAAGUGUAUUGGAAGAUGAGCCAUUAAAAAUAAAAAUUGGAGGAAUAACUGCGUCAUACGGAUUUCUUAUAUCAGCAUAUAUUGAUGAAUUAAUUGAUCACAUAGAUAUUAAAGAAGGAAAUAUCAAAACUGAUUAUCCAUCUGUCUUUAGUAUUCCAAGUUUUUUCAAUAAUAAACAACUUGAUAUAUUGUAUAACAGUAUGACUGCACUUACAACUGAAGUAGAUGAUCAACAAGAUGCUGUUGUUGGUGACGAUAUACCAAAAGAUGAUAUAAAAGAUAUUGAUGGUGAAAUUCAAGAGUUACAAAAUGAGGUGUCUCAAUUAGAUGAUGAUAAAUUUAUUCAACAAAAAAAAGAAUCAAAAAAGAAAAAUAAUAAGAAGACAAUAAAGACAAAUAAAAAGAAGAAUAAAAAAAGAGUUAAAGGAUUAAAAAAAUCUAAAGAAAAUGAAGAAGAAUUUCAGUUAGAAGAUAAUCAAGAAGAAGAAUUUCAAUUAGAAGAUGACAUUAAUACUUUAAAAGAUGAAGAAUUAAAAGAAGAUACAGAUAAUAACUUUGAACCAGUUGAAAAUAAAUUAUUUAAAAGAUUAAAAGAAACAACACUCUUUGCUUCUAACCAUGUUAUUCACGCACUUGCAUAUUAUUCUACUGAAAAUAAUGAAAUUAUUAAUCCAGCAAAUAAACCUAUUAUUGUCAUUGAAUUUGGUGCAUCAUAUUGUCGUGCAACUAAAUUUAUUAUUAAAGGAAAGAAAACAAUUAAAAUUCUUCAACAUGAAGUUGAUUUCAAUAUUAAUACUCGUAAAUUAAAUCAUAAUGUAUUUUUAAUGGUAUUAAAGAAAUUCGUUAAUACAGAAGAAAUAGUUAAUAAAAUUAAAAAUAUGGCACCACAUCAACUUGCAGAAUUAUGGAAAAGUAUUGACGAAAUGAGAAUUAAAUUAUCUGCUAAUGAACAACUAAUAACUGAAUUUAUGAAUCAGAAAAUUAUUCUAGAACAAAAUGAAUUUAACUUACUUUUGAGAGAAGAGUUACACGAAUUAACUCAGAUGUUACUUUCUAUGAAAAGUAAAGAUCGAGAUGAUCUUGUUUACCUUACAGGUGGGUUAAGUUAUACCCCAAUAUUAAAAGAAAAAGUAAAAGAUAUAUUUGGUACUUAUUCUUCUAAGAUUGGUAGUAAACAAAUGUUAGAAGGAAUGAAAUUUGAGAAUGAAUAUGACUCUGAUAAUUGUUUUGAUAUGUAUGAAGUUGAAGGUAAAGUACAUAUAAAAGUAGUUUCAUUGAGUGAAGGUUUUAUUGAAAGUAUUGUUGCUAGUGGUGGAAUUAAACGAGUAAAUAAAGAGAGAGAAGACUUAAUCUCAUUAAUAAGAAAAAGAAGAACGAACAAUGAAAUAGUACAAAAACAAAUUAUGAAAAAAGUAGAAUAUCAAACUUUGUUGAUGACAUAUCGUGAUAAUAAAGUAUGUAAAAAAGAUAAAGCAUUUAUGGAAUUUAUUUAUUCAGAGUUAGAUUUACUUGAUAAUGAAAAAUUAUAUCCUUUAGAUGAAAUUGAAACCAAAAUAAAAGAGGCAAAACGUUUAUAUGAUGAACUCCUUCAUGGAGAUCCAAAUAAAGAAACAAUAGAUCAAGACUUAAAAGAAGAUGAAGAGGAAGAAAAUAAAAAAAAAGAAAAAUUUAUAAAUGAUGAGAUAAAAUCAAAUAAAGAAGAGUUGAAUCAAAAAAAUAUUGAAAAUGAAGGAGAUGAUGAUGAUAAUGAAAUUGAAGAAAAACAAGAAAAAGAUACUACUAAAAAAAAAAGACCAAAUGACGAAGAAAAAGAAAGACUUAGAAAAAUAAAAGAAGAAUGGAAAAAACAUUUAAAUGACAAGGAUAAUCUAAAACAACAACAAAAAAAUCCAAAGAAAGAUGAAGAAGAAAAAUUAUUUAUCACAGCUAAAGAUGCUUUAAAUAAUCUCAAAGAUAAAGUAAAUAAAAAAGGUAUUCAAGACAAUACACUAAACGAUUUGUUUAAUAAAAUUGAGAAAAAAAUAAAUGAUAAAACACUAACUAACAAUGAAUUCUUGGAAUAUUUUGAAACUAUAAAAAAACAACUUACGAUAGAUUCUACUAAACAAUCAUUAUUAUCAAGUUAUUUCAUAAAGUCAAUAGUUGUUUUAUUAUGUUGUGUCUUUGUUGGAAUAAUUAUUCUUUUCUUUAUUAAGUCCAAGAGAAAAUCAACUGAAGUUGAAUUAGAAGAUAUCAGGGAACGAUGA